Gamsiella multidivaricata is the source of this 1860-nucleotide messenger RNA. RefSeq lists its product as uncharacterized. Gene Ontology annotation, molecular function: protein binding. Lineage: Eukaryota; Fungi; Mortierellomycota; Mortierellomycetes; Mortierellales; Mortierellaceae. The record is from RefSeq and is a predicted model, not a curated record. Bases 1 to 1860 code for a protein of 619 amino acids. The transcript is spliced from 3 exons.
AUGCAACUCCCCCACAGGACAUUCCGACUGCUCCUGGUGCUGGCCCUGGCCAUUGCUCAGACACAAAAGACAACUGCCAAACCACAAUUCUCCCAAGUUCUCGCGCCAACCUUCGGUAUCCAGCCUCCACCCUCCGCGAUGUCCCCGCCAGAUUCUGUCGCAAAGAUGGCCUAUGCUUACUCAGACGGAGAGGGGCUUCUUUAUAUCCAAGGCGGCCAAAAUCUCAAUGAGACAUCCAGCUUUGGAUUUUUCUCCUUAGACCUUGAGAAAACUUGGUCUGUGGACGCCCCUGCCUGGACAACCCUACAGCAAUCACUCAAUUUCUCUGGAACAGCAGGCGCCAUGCUCAACCCAGGACAGUUCCUUGUCUUGGACCAAGACCAGGCCUUCGUCUACAAUAAGAACGCCGGCACAUUUGGUUCUAAAUCUCUGCCGCAACAGUUACAGCCCACUGCAACGAGUCCAUUAAUUGUGACGGAUACAGCUGGGCACGUCUUCUUCUUGAACGAGGGAAUCGUUCUAGACUCAACACUGACCACAGUGAUGGGAACCCCAAAGACGCCCCAGGCAGUUGAGCAAGGCCAGGCAGCUUCAUGGUCCACGGCCCUGAACGCCAUUUUGAGCACUGUCAGGACCGGAAGCGCGUUGGAUGUGCAAAUGUUUAGCCCAGACACAGCUAGCACGGGGUCUUGGGAACGGCUCCACACAGCGCCUCAGAUCCUGUCACGAGCAGGCCAUUGUUUUGUGCCAAAUUUCAAUGGCUCAAAGUUUUACCUAUUCGGCGGCGUUACCAACAACAGCGCAAUCACAUCGGGAGAUCUCUAUAUCCUUGACGUUGGGAGUCGUACCUGGAGCCUGGACACGGCCUCGCCAUCUCCUAGAUCAAACAUGGCCUGCGCUUUUCGUGAAGAUACAUUGGUGAUUUGGGGUGGUUACAUUGACUAUCGCUCACAAACUGUCGCGAACAACACACCUUUGUUAUACAAUGUCUCCAGCAAACUAUGGGUCCAUCAAUUUACGAAGCCCGUUGUACAGCCCGCUGCACCCACGCCGACAUUAGAAAAUAAUCUCCCUUCGCCGAACUCUCCAUCCUCAUCCAGUGGCUCUAACAUGGGCGCCAUCAUUGGUGGCGCAGUUGGUGGGGUAGUCUUAGUCGCGCUCUUGGCUGUUCUUUUCGUCUUAAGAAGGCGCAGCGCUCGCUACGCUCGAAAUGGCAGUGGAUCUCGAGACGGCUUGCAAAAAGGCAAUGGAAAGACCAGCGACGGUAGCCAUGGUUCGGUGGAAAUGGGUGGCUAUACGACCAUUCCUUCGCCUUUCACUCCAAGCGACACGUUUCAGCAGCCACUCUAUACUGACUUGCCUCCGAUGAGUCAGCAGAGACAGUACGCACCGCCUAUUCCCCCUAAGUCGUUCAUGAUGCCUACGGAUCUAAGAACCUCUGGGAUAUCACAGGUGCCGAUUAUCCAGUCUCCCUUCGAGUCAGAGACUGAUGCUAGUUCUCAGUAUCCUUUGCUCCGCCAGUCUGCGUCAGGCCAUGCAGACAUGCUUCCACGAUCGAUUCUGCCGCCACCAGCAUUAAGUCCAUAUCAUGAUCAACGCAUGAGACAAGACGAUGAAGACGAUCAAGCGAAUGGCCUUUCUAGAUCGAUGGAGCCUGCGACCGUGGACUUAAUUCCCAUCACUGCCAGUGAGGCUGGAGAAGGUAGCCAGGCAUCCAGAUCCAACUCUAUUGCUUCAACUCGCUCUGUCACACAGCCUGUACCUUCGAGAACAAGGAGUCGAAGAUCGGAUCAGCAGCAGCGUGAGGCAGAGGAGAGCCGGCGGGACUCGACGGAAUCGCUUGAAUACUUGGAUAUAUAG